AAGGAAUACACGAUCGUUAUAAGAAGAACACAUGGCUGAAGGUGGCCACCAAAACCAACAGCAUCAACAAAAUGUAUAUAACAUUACUAUUGCUCUGCACGCUCAACAGAAUCAAACGGACAUAGUACAAGCAAGGAGAACUGAGAUUUCUGCAGGGGAGAUUGGACAGAUAAAUAUUCGACAGGCAGAAGAACAACAGAAUGUCGGACAACAACAGGCAGCUGACAACGUUCAACCAGAUAAUAUCGCUGAAGGUGUCGAAGCUUUAAAUUUGUCACCAAAAAAUACAGAGGCUUCUCAAAGUGGAGCAAAUAAAAAGAGAGAUUCUCCAGGAGAACCUGCACGAGACAAAAUGGCUCAACAACUGCAAAGGCCGCUGCCAUCUCCCAACACUGCAGGAGGUGGAAAUAACCCUCUGAAGAUUUCAAUGCUGCGAAAAAAAUCUUUCAAGUUAUUCGACGAGUCCAAAUAUGAAGAAGCAGUCCCGAUCUUAGAAGAACUGGCAACCCUGCAAAACCAUCAGGAUUUGGAUACAAUACUUAUGAUGGUCGAGUGUUUUAUACAACUUGGCAGAGGAAACAAAGCGGAAAAAUCUAUCGGGAACCUACGAAAUAUCCUGGUGACGUCAUCAGUGACCAGUGCUGAUGACGUAAAAACCCUCGCAAUCGAUUUGAUUUCAAAUUCCGCAUACAUUCGCGCUAUAAUAUUGCUUCGAAUAGCAAGUGAUAUCUACAAGGCUCGCACAAGAUCACCCGAUGAUGUAAUAAAUGGGAUUCAACUUUGUUUCCGUAAGAUACAUGAUGCUACAGGGCCAUUGAUAAAAGCCGGUGGUCGAUCCAAAAUUAUAGGAGUAGAUUACGGCAUAGAAUACAUGACAGAAAUGCUGGAUGAUAUUCGUGCAAUAGAAAACGCUGAUCCAGUGAAUAAAGCAAUACAAGAAGCUUCGUGCUGUGAAUACAUUGGAUAUAACUAUAACCUGGCAGGUGAAUAUGAGAAAAGUAUAAAAAUACAAAAGAAUGGACUGGAGGUUUUGGAGAAACAGUUCGGGUCGAACGCUUCAAAAUAUAAAUUCUACGGUUUAUUGCUGAAUAAUAUCGGUGUAGGGUAUUAUAAUCAGCAGAAAUAUUCAGAAGCAGUAUCUUAUUAUAUUAAAGCCAUUGAUGCGUAUGAAAAGGCUUCAGAUUAUGGGAAUGAAGCUGAGAAACAGAAACGGAUUGAAAUGUCCAAAACUUCACUCAAGAAAGCUCGCGCAAAAUUAACCUGA
Molecule: messenger RNA, 1264 nt
Organism: Styela clava
Lineage: Eukaryota; Metazoa; Chordata; Ascidiacea; Stolidobranchia; Styelidae
Source: RefSeq, a predicted model, not a curated record